UCCGGGGAGAAUGGGGUCAGGAACCAAGGUUGCCAAAUAAAGCCCGAAGCGAGGCCCACACACUCUGCACUUCCACCGCCGGCCGCCGCCGCCGCCGCGUCCCAAGUCCGGCACCGCCCCACGGCGGCGCACGACCCCGUCCGAGAAGGGCUCUCGCUUUCGCUGCUUCUGCUCCCUUUCCCCAUCCGAUUCGGAUAGCGAUUCUUCCCUAUAAACAGGGAAGAGAGAUUGAGACCUGAGAUCUCUAAGUUUGGGGGGUGGGCAUCGCAGCGGCGUGCGUGAUGACGAGCUCCGGCAAGCGAGCCGACGGAUUCCUGAGGCGGUUCCGGCGCCGGCGACUCCUCGCCUUCCUCCGGCGCGAGCACCUCUACGCCACCUUGGACGCGCUGGGCGGCGAGACGCGGCUGUUCCUCAACGCGCGGACCCUGCAGACCAUGCUGGCGGACUGCCGGUGGGAGGAGGCGCGGCGGUACGUCGGCCGCUUCCUGCCGCGCCGCCAGAUUGGGGUGGAGGCGCGCGCCGUCCUCAGACUCAUCGCCUACCUCAGCGCCGUCGACGACGUCGCCCAGGGCAGACGUCCGGGGAGCGAAUUCGCCGGCGACCAUCUCGAGAGGGAGUUCGAAGCUGACGCUACUUCCUCCAAUACCAUGGUCUGCGCCGAUUUCGUCCGGAAAUUCUCCCGCAAGCGCUCCUCUUUCCCAGGAAGAUGGGAUUCCGUUGAAUGGCAAUUCCUUAGGAUCCAGGCAGCAUUGAUCGUCAAGGAAUUGGUCAUCAACACUCCGGAGUUCAGUCAUCUGUUGCGGUUGCCACGGUACCCAGUCAAUCCGGAAUGCAUGAUGCCCGUCUGGUUUGGGUGUUGCCGGAAGCAUCAGAGAAAGAUCAUAGGUCGGAUGCCGGCAUCUCUUCUAGCCCACUGUUUUCUUCCAAAGGAGAGGUGUCCUUCACCAAAGAAACAAGGUUUGUCUCUUAAAACACCGUAUUACUAUUGUAUAAGCACGCUAGUUGAUGGUCAUAUGUUUCGAUUGCAUUACUGGAGGCAUUAUUGGUGAAACAUUCGCCUUGUUUCUGUCCUUGUUCAUGCAUAAGCUGGUGUGCUAAAUGUAUCACCUGGAUUUAGUUUACGCCCUUCACUUUUUGUUUCUACUUCCUCCGUUUUCACAAUGUAAGACUUUCUAGCAUUGCCCACAUUCAUUUAGAUGUUAAUGAAUCUAGACAUAUGUAUGUGUUUAGAUUCAUUAACAUCUAUAUGUAUGUGGACAAUGCUAGAAAGUCUUACAUUGUGAAACGAAGGGAGUAGUAAAGUUAUGGCAUUCUCCUCUAUCAGAAGAACAGCUACGGUGUCUUUGUAACGGUUGCUAUCAUUCUUUAGAAAAAACACCUUUUGUAACAACCUAAUGACACACUAGAAAGAAUUUGUUGUGACCAUCAA
This is a messenger RNA of Oryza sativa Japonica Group (Japanese rice), 1429 nucleotides long. RefSeq lists its product as uncharacterized. NCBI's taxonomy places the organism in Eukaryota, Viridiplantae, Streptophyta, Magnoliopsida, Poales, Poaceae. The record is from RefSeq and is a predicted model, not a curated record.